Messenger RNA from Polychytrium aggregatum, 3830 nucleotides. RefSeq lists its product as uncharacterized. Lineage: Eukaryota; Fungi; Chytridiomycota; Chytridiomycetes; Polychytriales. The transcript has 5 exons. Gene Ontology annotation, cellular component: cytoplasm. The record is from RefSeq and is a predicted model, not a curated record. Gene Ontology annotation, molecular function: phosphopantetheine binding; catalytic activity. The coding region runs from base 201 to 3830 and encodes 1209 amino acids. Gene Ontology annotation, biological process: secondary metabolite biosynthetic process; amino acid activation for nonribosomal peptide biosynthetic process.
CCCUGAACUACUUUUUCUUCUAUGGCUGGAUAAUUCAACAAAUCCGCAAUUACAAACGAACCCGAGUGACAAUUAAUCAAACUGCUGCCGAUGUUGACGCCAAGAGCGGAAGCAGACGCAAACUCGAACAUUCCCUACAAAAAAUCGCCUCCACGACGCUGGGUGUUGAGCAUGUCGACAUCCAUCUUACUUUCUUUGAUAUGGGAGGCGACUCCAUCAAGGCGAUCACAUUUAUUUCAGAGGCACAGAAGGCAGGAAUUGAGUUCUCGGUCAAGGAUCUGUUCGAGCACCCGACCAUCGCCGACCUGGCUCUCUUCAUCGAUCAACGAUCUCCGCUCAUCGACGAGGACCCUCUCGAUCUGGACUCGGUCGAGCUCAUCGACACCGAGCUCAAGACCACCAUCCUCGAGCACCACGGACUCACCCUCGACGAUGUCGACGAUGUGCUCCCAGUCACGUUCAUGCAAGAGGCGAUGCUGGUGUCCACCCUCAAGGAUCCCCACGGAUCGGUGUAUUUCGCAUCGUCGAGCUGGGAGAUCAGAGGGCUCGACGAGAAGCACAUCCGAGAUUCGUGGAAGAUCCUCCUCGGAAUCUAUCCCGUGUUGCGCACUCGCUUCGUGGUUGCCGACGGCCACAUCUACCAGGUGAGGGCAUCGCUCACCGACGUGAACCACAAUCGCAUUCCCCUCGUGUCCUUCGAUGUGCGGCCAUCGGCCUCUGCCUCGACGUCACUCGUCGAUGGCGAUGACCCUGCCACUGUCAUCGACAUCGAUGCCGACACUGACCGUGAUGCUGUCGCCACGACCAUCGGCAACAGCACCACCCUUGUUGUCACCAUCACGGCCCACCACGCCGUCUACGACGGAUGGUCUGUUCCCCUGAUCGUCAAAGAUCUCUUUGCCAUCCUCUCGGGCCACGUUCCUCGACCUGCGCCGUCGUCGCGACCGUUCCUCCAGUUCCUUGCUGCUGUGGAUCCGCUUGCCACCGAGGAGUACUGGACUGGCUCUCUGACGGCAAUCAAGUUGUCGGAGCGAGGAUUCCUCCCAUCGAUCUCACACCCGAGCGCCACUGAUGGUGCACUGUCAACCGGACCGGCCUUCAAGGAUCUGACUGUGGCGAUUGCACCGUCGCUCACGGACAUCAAGCGUGCGGCCCACGGUUUUGGAGUGACGCCGGCGACGAUGGCCAAGGCAGCAUGGGCGAUGGUUCUCCACAAGUUCACACGUGUCGACGAUGUUGUGUUUGGCUGGGUUGUGUCGGGACGCCAGGUGCCAGUGCGUGGCAUCGAGAGAAUGGCCGGUGCCUUCGUCAACACCGUUCCUGCUCCGUUCUCAAUCAACCCAUCGCUGGCCCUUGCCUCGUUCCUCAAGACCACACAUGCAAGCCACAUCGACUCGCUCCCACACUCCCACGUGUCCAUGUCCAACAUCCUCAAGUGGCUCAACAAACAGACCUCGGAUCAGCUGAUGGACAGUCUGUUGGUCUUCCAGAACAACGAAAGUGUCCCGGACACAGUCACCACCGACUCGUUCAGCGUGCGCUGGAUCGACAGGAGCGGCAACAUCUCGGACUAUCCACUCACUGUCGAGGUUGUCUUUGCCAACGACUCGAGUGCCUCGAUCAGUCUUGCGUACAAGGCGACAAUGUUCAGCGACGAGAUCGUGGCCAGCAUCGGCGACUGUCUGGCCUCCACCAUCGCUCGCAUGUGUGACUCGGCUUCCACGAACCUCAUGCUUGGCGACCUCGUUGGUCUCAGCGAGAGCGAGAUGGCGGCAGUGGUUGCUCUCGGCACCGGCCCAUCCGUCCCUCUCGAUCCAAACACACUCCUCCAACACCGAUUCGAGCACCACGCCGCCACGACGCCAGACAGCAUUGCCAUUGAGUGCGGCGACAACCGGAUCACCUACGGCGAGGCAAACCGACGAGCCAAUGUGCUGGCCCACCAACUGCGGUCGCUCGGGGUCACACGCAAUGUCCCAGUUGCGAUCCUGACCAGUCGGUCGGUCGAGAUGAUCGUGGGUCUGCUUGCGAUCCUCAAAGCCGAUGGCGUGUAUGUGCCAAUCGAUGCAAGCUAUCCGGUUCAUCGGAUCGAGUCGAUGAUUGCCGAUGUCUCGCCGCUUGCCAUCAUCCACACUGUUCCGGCGACGCCACUGGAGGCAAGCAUCAGUGCAAGCAUCCGCCAAGUGUUCAUGAACCAGACCGACGAUGGAUCCCAUGACGGCUCCGCUGCACCACAGUCCACAAACGACGGCACAGCACUGGCGUACAUCCUGUUCACAUCGGGAUCGACAGGAAAGCCAAAGGGUGUGACGAUCACACACGGCGGUGCUGUGAACACCAUCGACCAUGUCUCGCGCGAUAUUGCUGCUGCGGCAGCACACAGCAAACGGUAUCUCCUCUCGUCGGCGAUGACAUUCGACUACAGCAUGAUCCAGAUCUUCCCCUGCUUUGAUGUCGGCGGCUGUCUGGUUGUUCCGCCAGAACUCAACUUUGAUGCCUUCAAGCACUGCGACGUGGCGAUGACGACUCCGUCGCUGAUCAACUCCAUGGGUGCACCAGACGACUACACCAACAUCAGGUUCCUGAUGUCGGCAGGCGAGCGAAUCACCAACUCGACGAUCCAGCUGUGGAGAACGCGAUCGAGGCUGUACAACGGUUACGGUCCGACCGAAACAGCAAUUGUGAUCACCACGAAGCUGUUCAACGACGAUGUUCCGACCAUCGGAAAGCCGAUCCAGAACGGGUUCGUCAUGAUCAUGGACAAGAGCGGCCGACCUGUGCCAGUCGGAGUCGCCGGCGAGCUCUGGAUCGGCGGUGUCGGUGUCUCUCCCGGAUACGUGAGCCGACCCGAUCUCACGGCCGAGCGAUUCACCAUCAAUCCGUUCUUCGACAACAUGAGGAUGUAUCGAUCCGGAGAUCUGGUCCGAUGGACUGCCAACGGCGAGCUCGAGUGCUUUGGCCGAAUUGAUCACCAGGUCAAGAUCCGUGGCAUCCGGAUUGAGCUCGAUGAGAUCACCUCGACCCUCGACACCCACAUGGCACAGGUGUCGGCAUCGUGCGCGACAGUCAAGUCUGACCGCAUCGUUGUGUUUGUGUCUCCCGCCUCGGUCGAUAUCCGAGCGGUUCGCAGCACGAUCGAGAGCCAUCUCCCAGCGCACAUGUGGCCGACGCUGAUUGUACCGCUUGAACAACUGCCAAUCAACAACAACGGCAAGAUCGAUCGACUGGCUCUCGACGCUAUCGAGGUCAGCUUUGAAACGAACGAGACGAUCCAGCCGGCCGAGACCGAGACUGAGAUGCGUCUGGUUGACACUUGGAGCCGUGUGCUUGGAGUCGAGGUGGCCAAGAUCGGAACCAACCACACGUUCUUCGAGGCUGGCGGCGACUCUCUCAAAGCGAUCGCAGUUGUAUCUGAGGCACAGAAGGCAGGAAUUGAGUUCUCGGUCAAGGAUCUGUUCGAGCACCCGACCAUCGCCGACCUGGCUCUCUUCAUCGAUCAACGAUCUCCGCUCAUCGACGAGGACCCUCUCGAUCUGGACUCGGUCGAGCUCAUCGACACCGAGCUCAAGACCACCAUCCUCGAGCACCACGGACUCACCCCCGACGAUGUCGACGAUGUGCUCCCAGUCACGUUCAUGCAAGAGGCGAUGCUGGUGUCCACCCUCAAGGAUCCCCACGGAUCGGUGUAUUUCGCAUCGUCGAGCUGGGAGAUCAGAGGGCUCGACGAGAAGCACAUCCGAGAUUCGUGGAAGAUCCUCCUCGGAAUCUAUCCCGUGUUGCGCACUCGCUUCGUGGUUGCCGACGGCCACAUCUACCAGGUGAGGGUGUGA